GCGACAGACAGAGACAGAAAGAGAGAGAGAGAGCGACCCCGGGGGCACAACUCAGACACUGAAACAGUCAUCACCUUCCAAGGACCAGAACAACACAGGUGAGAGAGAGACUAGAGACUAACUGACCAUGGCGUCGUUCGAGCCUCAGGGCCAGUCUCCUCCUUGCUGUGGCCCCCAGUUCCCCAGCCUGGGCCAGGAACCUCCAGAACUCAGCAUGUACAGUGACUGCUACUACCCUCCUCCAUCGCUCCCCAGCCCCCAGCGCACCACCCCCACCUCCUACGACUACAGCACCUCCUCCCCCAACCCUUACCUAUGGUUCAACGGAUCCGGCAUCAACGCCCCAUACCUGGCCACCGCCGGGCCUCCAGGUAACCCCGGGCCCCCCUUCGUCCCCCAGCACUACGGGAUGCAGAGGCCCUACCUGGGGUCCGGCGGGGCGGGGGGCCCUGGGGGGGAGCUGAGCUGGUUCUCUCUGCCCUCACAGGAAGACCUGAUGAAGCUAGUACGCCCGCCCUACUCCUACUCUGCCCUCAUCGCCAUGGCGAUCCACGGCGCCCCGGAGCGGCGGCUGACCCUGAGUCAGAUCUACCAGUACGUGGCCGAUAACUUCCCCUUCUACAACAAGAGCAAGGCCGGCUGGCAGAACUCUAUCAGGCACAACCUGUCACUCAACGACUGCUUUAAGAAGGUCCCCAGAGACGAGGACGACCCUGGUAAGACUGACUACAUUAUGUGUUUGUUUUAUAAUAAGCCCACAAAAUAACCAAUCAAUCUAAGGUAUGACAAUAUUUGAUAGUUUAAUUAUUCAUUUUGAGUCUAACCUUGGCACCCAGAACAAUCUGCUGUUAAUCUUUGGUCAAGUCAACAGUGUACUUUUGUUGUGAUGUGUCUUUACUUUAGGGAGCCAUUGCGUCUUGCCUUUAGAGUGUGGAAUAGUCUUGUGAUAGGACGGAAUGCCUUUAGAGUGUGUAAUAGUCUUGUGAUAGGACGGCUUGCCUUUAGUGUGUAAUAGUCUUGUGAUAGGACGGAAUGCCUUUAGAGUGUGUAAUAGUUUUGUGAUAGAACUGUAGAUUAACUGUGUUUAGUAAUGAUAGUAGAUAAUGCAGUCAAUAGUCCAUGUGUCAACCCCAAACACAUUCUAAUCUAUUCCUACACCCCCCCCCCCCCCCCCCCCCCCCCCCUCGCUUUUUCCCUCACUCUCUCUCUUCCAGGUAAGGGUAACUACUGGACACUAGACCCAAACUGUGAGAAGAUGUUUGACAACGGAAACUUCCGUCGUAAGAGGAAGAGGAAGUCUGAUUCGCUGUCUGGAGGAGAGGGGGGGUCAGGGGGACUGGAGUCAGGUGAUCCCAACGACCGGGGGAGUCCCCAACCCCCCAGCAACCAUGGGAUCGACAUGUCCCCCACGUCAGAGAGAAUCCCCUCCCCUUCCUCCUCAGGACCAGCCCCUUGCCUGAGCAGCUUCCUGUCUGAGAUGUCUGGAGUGGCGUCUGUGGGAGCCAAUGAAAUCGGAGGAGAUUCACUGAACCGGGCCCUGCCCAUAACCCUUACCCUGGACGGGACCCAGAGGCUUACACAGCCUGGGGGUUUUGGUAGAUACUCCCCCACCUCAGGUGCUUCGGAGUGGGCUUCCCAGCUGGCGCCUCCCCCUGGCCUCUCCUCCUCGCCCACCCACUCCUCCCUGGGUUACAGCAGCCCCAUCCUCAGCCAGUUCAAUGGAAAUUUCUACCCUGGCUUGGGCUCAGCAAGCAUCCUAUACCCACGGGAAGGCACAGAGGUCUGA
Coregonus sp. 'balchen' is the source of this 1786-nucleotide messenger RNA. The record is from the annotation of a GenBank genome assembly. Lineage: Eukaryota; Metazoa; Chordata; Actinopteri; Salmoniformes; Salmonidae.